GCCAUCGCCGACUCCCCCUCACCAUGACAACAGCAGAUUUCCAGCACAGUCGAAGGACGAACGGAAGGCCGUCUGUCCCGGGAAGGAGCUUCAUGAGCGGGAGGCCAGCCGGAGGCAGAGGGAGACGCCGUCUGACUGUGUGAUCAACAACAUGGCUCUGCUUCAGCAUCCCCGGCUGCUGCUCGCCUGUGUAGGGCUGCUGCUGCUGCUCGCCUUUGGCAGCAUCGACGCUCGGUCUUCGCCUAUAUCGGACUUGAAAUCCAAAAUAUCCGGGGUGGAGGAGCUCUUGGAGGAAUUCCGCAAACAGCUGCAGCAGGACCAGACCUACAGGACAGGUGAAGUGAUGGACUCCUGCGUGGGCGACUUCAGUGCCGCGGGGGAUCGCAUCAUCCGGGCCAAGGACUCCAUCGAGCAGGGAGCCACCUUCCUGCUGGCCCCGGACAGGGUGUAUACCUGGAAGGACUGUGUGCACGCCUGCUGCUCCCAGCCUCACUGCGCCGUGGCGGUGCUUCACGAGGACCAGAGGCAGCCCGGGGACAGUCUCCGUUGCUACCUGUUUAACUGCACCUACAGGAGUAAGAAUGUGUGCGCCUUCUCAGCUCAGAAAGGCUUCACAACAUACAGCCGGACUCCCAACACAACGCAGGGACACCUCCCUGUUUCAUCCAGCGGCUCAGCCCGGAGGCCCGGAGAAGAAGCUCCUGAUGAGGAUGAUGCAGACGUGGAUGAGCCUCCUCGCAGUGACGCUGGACAGGAUGUGGUUAUCCAACUGCCCACAGAUUGGGCUGUGCUGGAUGGCCGUGACAGCGUGGACGACCACGGGAUCCGCCGCUAUGAGUGGAGUCUGAUUAAAGGAGACACAGCCAUCAAUAUGAAGUCAACACAUCCAGGGUUGCUGAAGAUCAGUGGCCUCCAGGAAGGAGUCUACACGUUUCAGAUGACAGUCACUGACACAGCGGGACAGAAGAGCUCCGAUAACAUCUCUGUCACCGUACUGGCUCCAAAACACCAAGCAGAAGUAUGUACCGGUCACUGCUCGAACUACCAAUUUAAGUGUGAUGACGGUUGCUGUAUUGACAUCACCUAUGCCUGCGAUGGGAAGCAGCACUGUCCAGACCGCUCAGACGAAGAUUUCUGCCCAAACUUCGAUGGCAGCCGAAAGUCAGUGACCCACGCUGUGGACCCGCCCAGCCCUCAGCGGCCUGUCGCUCAGACAAAGAAAGCUGAAGACGUCUCCAUGCUCCCGACUGGAGCCAGGAAGACCAUCACACCGCAAGACACAAGCAAGGCAGCUCCUUCUCAAAGUGCCAGUGAACAGGGAGCUUCAGUCAGUCAAGACCCAUGUGCUGCUGCUCCAGUUGUGGGACCCUGUAAAGGCACCUUCCCACGGUGGUAUUACGACCAAAAUGUGGGAGAGUGCAAACACUUCCUGUACGGAGGCUGCCAGGGAAACCACAACAACUUCCUCCAGGAGUCGGACUGUGUCAGUGAAUGCAUACAAAAAAGUCCAGCUUUCAGACCUGCUAGUGUGGCUCCUCCAGUCACCAAGCAGACUGAGAUAGCUUCCCCUAAAACCAACCAGAGCCAAGCAGUGAGUGACGCCCCCAUCUCCAAACCAUUUCCAGUCAUGGGAGGACACCCAGUCCCAGAGUCAGGUGCCAUCCUUCCUCUGGCACUUGGCCUAAUCAUCACCGCCCUGCUGCUGCUCAUGAUCAGCUGUCGUCUCAGGCUCGUCCGCCACAAACUGAAGAAAGCGCGUCCCCUCACUACAGAGGAGUCAGAUUACCUCAUUAAUGGCAUGUACCUGUAGCCAAUCAGAGACCCGAGAAAAAAACCAUCAGAGCCCAAUCCAGGACGUUCUGAAUUUGCACUCUGCAUUUCUUCGAUGUCUCUUAAUUUAUCCUCGUUUCCUGUUAGAAAGAUCCAAAGCUCUGCUGCCGUGAACGUUGCCGAACACCUCCACACCGAUCCCCUCUGACUGUCACUGUAUAUCAGCUGCUGAUAGAUUCAGCGAACAUACUGAGAUGCUUGUGAAUUCAUACUUAUGUCCUAACAAAAUCACUGAUGGAAUAUCAGCAUUUCUCCUUUACUUCUGAUACAUAUACUAAAAUAGACACUUGUCUCAUCUAUUACAACUGAUUCAUUAAACACUGGUUACUUUGAGACAACCAUUUUCAUUUUACUGCACAAAACAUGCGCUAUUUCUGCCUCUGUACGACUUUAAUGUGCCAUAUUUUUGCUGUGUGUUUUAAUCACAUUAAAUUGCCGUACGGCAGACACAAAAAGCAUUGAGUGCCUGUUACAGUCCUAUAGGACCUGAUUUUUUUCAUGUACAUAAACACAUAUACACACUUUUACAAUGGUGGAUGUUCAUAUUAAACAUAAUCAGAGUCUAAUCAUGUGGUCAGCAUAUGUGAGCGAGAAGGCUUCAGACUUUGUUAAAUGCUCUGUUUCAGGUCCUUUUUUCUUCCUGCUGGUUCUUUAGGAUGUAAGUGAGAGCAGAUAUUCCAAAUUUGGUCACGUCAGCCACACGCACAUUCAUGGGUCUGAGGACAGAAGCCCAACCCACCUGCCUGUCAAACCUUCUGUUUAUGACCUGUAGCUAUUCAGAAAAACAUAAAGUGUACUUAAUUUGUCCCAAAAGGUCAGGCAGCCAAAAUAUUCAACACAGCCUGUAAUAAAAUAUUUGCAUAAACAGUAAAAUAAAGCAGUGUUUCUCAGACUGUAGAGCACAGAGUCACAGUAGGUGGGGUGUGAGUGAGUUUGGUAAAGUGUGAAGUUUAAUGAACAUUAUUUUUUUUAUGAAAAAUUAAACACUUGAGGCUUUGCUCAUGAGCUUUUCUGCUGACCUUUAGUCCCCUGAAGUUCAGCACUGUCUUUUUUUGUUGGUAGUAAUUGAUAAAAUUGUGGUUUGAGAAUCGCUGGUUUUAAUGGAGGGAACUCAAAGAGGAUGAACCGGGGGCUGCACAAAGCCAAGUAUGCCAAAUAAUAAUAAUAAGCAUUAUUUUGAACUAUGAAUCAUACAAAGCUACUCUUGCUAAGUCCAAAAUGUUAUAUUAUGCGGCUGGAAAUUAUGAUAUGUGUCCUUUAAAGUUUGCCAGAAUCAUAUAAAACUAUAGCAAAGUCUUUUGGUGAAUUUCUAGUCCUGUAUGAUUUUGUUGCGUAUUUUUCUCUAAUAAGGCAACAUAAUUGGAGUGUAUACCAUAUAUCUAUAUAUAUAUUUAUUUUGGAAAAUGUAUUCCCCCAAAGUGCUGUUUUUCAUGUAACAUAUUAAAGUUUAUUAUAUAAAUAAAAAGUACCGGGUUAUAUAUGUUAACAACAGGAUUUGCCAAAACGAUUUUAUUUAGAGAUGAUCAUCAUAUUUGUAGAGUUUCGUCUCUCCCUCUUGUAUUUCUGGAAUUUUGAUAAUCAUACAUUUAGUCCAUCAUGUCAAGAAAAAAUCGUUUAAAAUAAUUUAGCUUUACAACCAACUUUUCAUUACUUUGUCACAGUGUAGGGUUUGGCGUGAAGAAAACUGGAUUUCUAUCACAGCCCUGUCUUUUUUACUGAUGGUGUGCUGAGCCAGUUCCACCUUGGUUCUUUUAGAGAAUCAGCAUAUAUUUCAACAAGUAUAGCAACUCGACUGUUGAUGGAGGAGAGAACUUGAAGGCUGAAUCUGUUAAUCCUUUUUUUUUUUUUUAAAUUGUAGCUUCGAGGUAUGCCCAGCCAUUUUGUGUCUUUUAUUGUGGCUAUACAUGAAACUGAUUCUAGAUUUGGCACCAACUUACUCACUCAUCUGCUGCGUUAUUAGGUACACCUGUUCAGCUGCUCCUUAUUGCAAAUCUAAUCAGCCAAUCACUGCAAGCAACUCAGUGGAUUUAGGAAUUUUGAUGUAGUCAGGAGUUCUGAGGUUCAAACUGAGCUUUACAACGGGGAAGAAAGGCCAUUAAAGUGACUUUGAAUGUAGCAUGUUUGCUGGUGAUCGAUGGGCUCAUCCGAGUAUUUCAGGAACUGCUGAUCUGGGAGUUUCCCCAAACCACCAUCUCUAAGGUUUAGAGAAUGGUCUGAAAAACAGAAACUAUCCAGUGAGCAGCAAUUCUCUGGGUAGAAAUGCAUUGUGAUAUCAGAGAAUGGCCAGACUGCUUUGACCUGAAAAGAAGGCAAUAGCAACUCCAAUAACCACUCAUUACAACCACGGUAUCUCUGAAUCACACAUUGAAGCAGAUGGACUAUAUCAGCAGACCAUUCUGGGUGCCACUACUGUCAGCUAAGAACAGAAAACUGAUGCUAUAGUUGACAGAGACUCACCACAGUUGGUCAAUAGAAUUCUCGAAAAGCUUCACCUGAUGCUCACCAGUGCUUUAUGUAAUAUUGUAGGGUCUACCUUACGAUAUAAAGCACCUUGAGGCGACUGUUGUUGUGAUUUAGCGCUGUAUGAAUAAAUUGUAUUGAACUGAUGUGAUGAAUCUUGAUUUCUGUCGUCACAUUUGAAUGUUAGGAUCAGAAUUUAGCAUAAACAACAUGAAAGCAUGGCUCUAUCCUGCCUCGUAUCAAAGCUUCAGGCUGCUGGUGGUGGCGUAAUGAUGUUG
Pelmatolapia mariae (spotted tilapia) is the source of this 4568-nucleotide messenger RNA. It is a transcript of the gene lrp11, whose product is annotated as low density lipoprotein receptor-related protein 11. NCBI's taxonomy places the organism in Eukaryota, Metazoa, Chordata, Actinopteri, Cichliformes, Cichlidae. The transcript is spliced from 10 exons. Gene Ontology annotation, molecular function: protein binding; serine-type endopeptidase inhibitor activity. The coding region runs from base 152 to 1810 and encodes 552 amino acids. The record is from RefSeq and is a predicted model, not a curated record.